Messenger RNA from Globicephala melas (long-finned pilot whale), 4775 nucleotides. It is a transcript of the gene CALCR, whose product is annotated as calcitonin receptor. Gene Ontology annotation, cellular component: axon; plasma membrane. The record is from RefSeq and is a predicted model, not a curated record. Lineage: Eukaryota; Metazoa; Chordata; Mammalia; Artiodactyla; Delphinidae. Gene Ontology annotation, molecular function: calcitonin receptor activity; amylin receptor activity. Gene Ontology annotation, biological process: adenylate cyclase-activating G protein-coupled receptor signaling pathway; positive regulation of cytosolic calcium ion concentration; cell surface receptor signaling pathway.
UGUAAACAGUGGGGUGUCGCUCCAGGACCUUUUGCUUAAGAGUCCCCGUCCAAAAAACCACUGAGUCUCUGUUGCUGUCUCCAGGCUCUUUGGUCCCAAGGCUGGGCAGCUAUAAGGCUUGCAGGUCUGCGAAGUGCAGCCCAACCACUGGUGAGCCAACCAGGAGGCCGAAGAAACUCCCGUGAGUGCCGAGAUGUCGGAAAAUAAGGCUGGGGUAUGGAAAGUUGCAGAGGUGAUCCUGGGGAGGCCGUCCACUAGCAUGUGGGGCUCUGUGGCAGCUGGCUACCAUGGCAGAUGCUUUUCUCUUCCGUCGUACUGAUGACAUCCUGUUAACCUUAGAGCCUUCUUCCGGUGUGAAAGUAGCAGCCCCGUGCUCGUGGCUCAUCUGACUGCAUGAGGAUGGCUGGUGAAUACAAAGUGUAAGAACUUGGCUUAUCUAUCAAGUACUUGGAUGUUAGCUGGUCGGGUAAGACGAGCGUACCCCCGACCCACCACCCCUAAACAACUACAGACACAGGCUUUAGGGGUGUUACCUCGGGACAGGCUUGUCAGUUGGAGGUGGCCAGUUCACCAGAGGGUUUGGCUGGGGCAUGUGGCAACGGCAGAAUGUCCUUGGCUUCUGAUUUAGCUGCGGAAGGGGGCAGAGCAACAGUAUUGUUUCUUGGAACAGCUGUGUGCAGUCUACAGUGCGUUACAACAGGUGGAAGCCAUUACUCGAGGUCUACAGAGUCAUAGAGUAAUGCAAAAAAACCCCACUUUAGGGGCUUCCCUGGUGACACAGUGGUUAAGAAUUCACCUGCCAAUGCAGGGGACACAGGUUCGAGCCCUGGUCCGGGAAGAUCCCACAUGCCGUGGAGCAACUAAGCCCGUGCGCCACAACUACUGAAGCCUGUGCACCUAUAGCCCGUGCUCCGCAACAAGAGAAGGCACUGUGAUGAGAAGCCCGGGCACCGCAAUGAAGAGUAGCCCCCGCUCGCCGCAACCAGAGAAAAGCCUGCAUGCAGCAAUGAAGACCCAACGCGGCCAAAAAAACCCCUACUUUACUGGUCAUGAAGUUCAGGAAUGCGCCAAUACAAAUGCCGUACACUGACAUUUCCCCCUGCCCUACAGCCCCUGUGCUGCUGGGCUAAUUGAAAGGAUGAAGGGACUACUCAGCAACUGACACAGAAAACUCUCUCUUCCAACAUGAGGACAUGUCCCAGGAGCAAUCGUCCCAGUGCUGACGGCCUGUUAACCCAGAGGCAACUAGUCGACACAAUCCAAGCUCAACUGUCGACCACCUAACGACUGCUGCCAAAUGGUCGGUCAGGCCAAUAACUUGCUUUUGCCCUUGACACAGGAUCUACCCCCAGAGGAACACAUCAUAAAUGACCCUAGGACUGGCAGGUCUUAGAAGACCGUCUUCAAAAGCCCAAGAUGAGGUUCACACUUACACGCUGGUGCUUGACCCUCUUCUUCUUUCUGAAUCGCCCAAUUCCGGUUCUUCCUGCCACUUCAGAGGGGACCCACCCUCCAACAAUAGAGCCGGAGCCAUUUCUCUACCUUUUAGGAAAGCAGAGACUGUUGGAGGCACAGCACAGAUGCUAUGACCGAAUGCAAAAGUUACCCCCAUACCAAGGAGAAGGUCUGUAUUGCAACCGUACCUGGGAUGGAUGGUCCUGCUGGGAUGACACACCGGCUGGAGUGCUCGCCCAACAGCACUGCCCAGAUUAUUUUCCGGACUUUGAUGUAGCAGAAAAAGUUACAAAGUACUGUGAGGAAGACGGGCUUUGGUACACGCACCCUGGCAGCAACAUAUCCUGGUCCAACUAUACUAUGUGUAACGCUUUCACUCCUGAGAAGAUGCAGAAUGCAUACAUUCUGUACUACUUGGCUAUUGUGGGUCAUUCUAUGUCGAUGUUCACCCUGGUGAUUUCCCUGGCGAUUUUCAUGCUUGUUAGGAGCCUUAAGUGCCAAAGGGUGACUCUGCACAAGAACAUGUUUCUGACUUACGUUCUGAAUUCUAUCAUUAUCAUCAUCCACCUGGUGGAAGUUGUGCCCAACGGAGAGCUCGUGAAAAGGGAUCCGCCGAUCUGCAAGAUUUUGCACUUUUUUCACCAGUACAUGAUGUCGUGCAACUAUUUCUGGAUGCUCUGUGAAGGGGUCUAUCUUCACACACUCAUCGUGGUGUCUGUGUUCGCUGAGAGACAACGCAUGUGGUGGUAUUAUGUCCUGGGCUGGGGGCUCCCGCUGGUGCCAACCACUGCCCAUGCUAUCGCAAGGGCGCUGUUAUUCAAUGACAACUGCUGGCUGAGUGCGGACACGAACCUGCUUUACAUCAUCCAUGGUCCUGUCAUGGGGGCAUUAGUGAUCAACUUCUUCUUUUUGCUCAACAUCGUCCGGGUGCUUGUGAAGAAAAUGAAGGAAUCCCAGGAGGAGGAAUCGCACAUGUACCUGAAGGCGGUGAGGGCCACUCUGAUCCUGGUGCCCCUACUGGGGGUCCAGUUCGUCGUCCUUCCCUGGAGACCUUCCCACCCAGUGCUUGGAAGGAUCUACGACUACGUGAUGCACUCUCUGAUUCACUUCCAGGGACUCUUUGUUGCCGUCAUUUACUGCUUCUGCAACCACGAGGUCCAAGCUGCUCUGAAGCGUCAAUGGAACCAAUACCAAGCCCAGCGCUGGAGUGGCCGCCGCCGCGCCAACCGUGCCGCCAACGCUGCCGCCGCCACUGCUGCUGCCGCCGCCGCCCUGGCUGAGGCUCCUCAGAUGCCUGUCUACAUCUGCCAUCAGGAGCCAAGGAACGAGCCCACCAACAACCUAGGCGAGGAGGGGGCUGAGGUCACCGCUAUGGAGGGGGCUGAGGUCAUCGCUAUGGAGGGUGAUGAGGUCAUCGUUACCGAGGGGGCUGAGGUCAUCGCCAUGGAAAUCAUCGAGCAAGAGUCAUCCGCUUGAAUCUGACGCAAAUACAGCAUCGUGAUCACUGAGCCCUCAUUUCCUGGGAGAAAGACCAACCAUGCUUUUACAGUGAUUUCCAUCCUCCCAGGAGCAAACAUCUCAUUUGUGAGAAUUAUUAAGUGCAUUUGUCCAUAGUGAACCUGAAGAAAGUUUUACUUGGUACUGUUGCUUCCGGGAGACAGUCUCAGAAUGGAGUCUCCCUCUGUAACACUUGUGAACUCCUGUGAAUUCCAUCUUUCAUCCAGGACUGAGAUAAAAACGUCACAGUAAUGCAAGCAAAGUGUCCGAGUAAAACACAGUUAAAUUGACCUAGUUCAGAUACAGGGUGCUCCUAGUUAAUCUUGAGCCAUUUAUACCUUUGAAAAAUUAAAAUCACUGUCAAUGUUUUUCUUUUUAACUCUAAACCUUGAAUUAGGACACUUCUGUAUUUGGCUAUGGAUCUCAUUUUUAAUUUUUUUUUAAUUUCUAUCAAUUCUGAUGUUACUCAGAUGUUUUACCAUCCACACAAUGUAAACUGCACAAAUUACAAUGUGACCUCCACAAGACCAUGUGGCUUUCCAAUACAGAGAUGAGAUGACCAAGUGCGUGUGGGGGAAAAGAUUUGCAUUUGGCAGGAAAAUGUAAUGCUUUAAAUGAAAAAGAAAUUUAGAGUCAGUUUGCUCUAAACCUUAGAUGGGUCAAUUUGUUAAUUGGUUUACUAAUACUGACGCUCAUCUUGGUUUUGGAUAAUCCUAUCUGUUGCGCAGGCCCUAACUGCUGUGAGGAAUUGGCCUUCAUGUUGCUAACAUUUAUAAAUUGGGAGGUCACAAAGAAUCCAUCACUAAAUUUUUCACAAAACUGCCAAAAAUAUAAUUCCUAGUGGAAGAGAAUACUCUCUUUAAAGAGAGUUUUCCCCUUUCCUAAACUCCAGGAUUUAUAAAGCAAAUCAUUCCAAGGUUUAUAAAGCAGAUUACCUCUUGCCCUUGGGUGCUAUCUAGCAGUAAAAGAUAAAUUUGUUUAACACUGGUAAUUAAAAGACUCCAUACAAGUCCAUUAACUGCUUUACACCCAGCUUCUAAACUUAACAAGAUCUCAGCCUUUUCCAGGAAGAUUCAGUAGGACUAAUUAGAUAUCAGUUUGUAGUUGACCUCUUGUUUGCUGCUAUUAGUGAAACAGGAGGGGGAAAAAAAUUACUGCUACAAGUUUAACUAUAUAACAACUCAUUUAAAAUAAAAAUAGACUUUCUCAUUAAAAUCCAAUAUUAUACUCCCAUACCUCUCUUUACUUCCUGCAAUAUAAAAUCUUCAAAAAUCCCUGAGUAAACCAGUAUCAUUACUAGCACCUGAAAUUAAUUUGUGAAUUUGCAACAGUAACCAGUUGUUAGUUAAUGUGUAUGCUAAAUGAAGGGAUACAUUGAAGCCUCCCAAAUCUCCUCUCAUGUACAUCAUCUUAUGCCACUGCCUUUCAGAAAUGAUAUAGUUUUGGAAAGACAAAAAGUUGAUUUGUUCUGGUUGCAUAUUUAAUGCACCCAAAGAAAAUUAUAUUCUUUCACAGAAAAUGUAUUUUGGAUACUAAAGUAGCUUAAGUCUCCUUUACUUUUGAAUGUAAGGGAGGAUUUGAAAAGAGGGUAUUUUUCCAAUCACAGUGUUUAUGUAAUAGCGUUCCUAUUUUUGUUUACAAACAUGGAAAACAGAGUAUUUCUGGCAGCUCUAGAACAAAUGUGAUAAUAUCUUGCUGAAAUAUUCUAGAUGCUAUUGUGCUAAUAUAGUAGUGGCUGAAGAAAAUCAAACAGCUUACUAUAGAAAUGUGCACAGUGCCAAAAUUACGUGAAAUGCUUAUGCUACAUCCAUGUAUGAAUUAAU